GCAACGUCAAACAUUGCUGGAAUUUUCAAAUAAGCAUUCAAACAGCGAAGCGCUCCUAGAAGUUCAGUGCCAAUCGACUCAAGAGAUACGUGCGUCACGCUAAUUUUCAAUUAACCUCCAGUGCUGCUUUUGCCCAUCCCUCGAAGACCUUCGGGGAAACCACUGUUCGUUUGCACAGUCUGACAUCGUUAUUCAUAAAGCGGCAUCCAUCCACUCGCUGACGUUAGUCUCCUCCGAAGCUCUGACGAAAACUGCUACUUUAAAAGGAACCGUUCAAAAAGUAAAUAAAGAAAAAAUUUAGAGUCCUCGUGGUGGAGCGCACUCUGCUACUCGUUCGAGGUUCUUACUUGUGUUCGUCGUCUGUUUCUUCCAGAUUCCUCGGUCGUAUGAGCAACCAGGUUCGCUUUUUUAAGCGAUCUCCAUGAAGCAGUGAGCGGAGCUGCUUGUGGCUGCUGAAGAAGAUGGCUAUUCAUGUGGAGGGGCUUGUAGCAAUCAUCCUGUUUUAUGUUCUGAUUCUUUUUGUUGGAAUAUGGGCAGCAUGGAAAAACAAAAACUCUGGAAAUGCAAGUGGGACAGAUCGCUGCGAAACCAUUAUGGUCGGUGGGAGAGACAUUGGACUGUUCGUCGGCGCUUUUACAAUGACCGCGACCUGGGUGGGCGGCGGCUACAUCAAUGGAACAGCAGAAAACGUCUUUUUACCCGGGUAUGGUCUGGCAUGGGCGCAGGCACCCUUCGGAUACUCACUUAGUUUGGUAGUAGGUGGUUUGUUUUUUGCCAAACCCAUGCGAUCUAAAGGCUAUGUUACCAUGUUAGACCCAUUCCAGCAAAUCUAUGGAAAAAGAAUGGGUGGGCUGCUGUUCAUUCCAGCCCUAAUGGGAGAAAUCUUUUGGUCUGCUGCCAUUUUGUCUGCACUGGGUGCCACCCUCAGCGUCAUAGUGGAUAUUGAUAUCAACAUAUCAGUUAUAAUUUCUGCUUUCAUUGCAAUCUUUUACACCCUGGUUGGUGGAUUAUAUUCUGUUGCCUAUACAGAUGUAGUGCAGCUUUUCUGCAUUUUUUUAGGACUGUGGAUCAGUGUACCUUUUGCAAUGUUCAAUCCAGCUGUGUUAGACAUUGGAAAAACAGCUGUUCAAAAAGUAUACCAAGAGCCCUGGCUUGGGUCGAUUGAAUCCUCAGAUAUUAUGAUGUGGCUGGAUAACUUUUGUCUGUUGAUGUUAGGUGGAAUUCCAUGGCAGGUUUAUUUCCAACGAGUUCUGUCUUCCUCAUCUGCAACAUAUGCACAGGUAUUGUCUUUCCUGGCUGCUUUCGGCUGUUUAGUGAUGGCUGUGCCAUCUGUCCUGAUUGGAGCCAUUGGGGCAUCGACAGCAUGGAACCAGACCACAUAUGGACCACAGUGGCCACAGGACAGACAUCAGUCUGAUAUGAUUUUACCAAUAGUGUUGCAGCACCUCUGUCCACCAUACAUUUCAUUUUUUGGCCUUGGUGCCGUGUCAGCUGCAGUGAUGUCUUCUGCUGAUUCCUCCAUUCUGUCUGCAAGCUCCAUGUUUGCACGCAAUAUCUACCAUCAGGCUUUUCGACAACAGGCAUCCGACAGAGAGAUCUUGUGGGUCAUGCGGAUCACCAUUUUUGUGUUCGGAGCUGUAACAACAGCCAUGGCCCUGCUAACAGGAACAGUUUAUGGACUGUGGUACCUGAGUUCGGAUCUCGUCUAUGUCAUUAUUUUCCCCCAGCUACUCUGUGUGCUGUUCAUCAGAGGAACAAACACUUAUGGUUCAGUGGCAGGAUAUGUUUUUGGGCUGCUUCUGAGAAUCGGAGGAGGAGAGCCAUACCUCAAACUGCCUCCAUUCAUCUAUUAUCCUUGGUGGGAGACAAUUGGAAGUGUCCAUCCUUUGACACAUACAGAAGAGUACACAAUUGUCCAGAAAUUCCCCUUCAAGACUGUGUCAAUGAUUUCAUCCUUCUUAGGAAAUGUUUUAUUUUCUUAUUUAGCUAAAUAUCUUUUUGAAAGUGGUCUGUUGCCACCAAAGUAUGACUUCCUCGAAUCUGUUGUUGCAAAGCACAGUAAGGAAAAUAUGGAUAAAACAACCUUGGUGAACGAUGACAAUAUUGUCCUUUCAGAAUUGGCGCCAGUAAAACCAAGGCACAGCAUUGCGCAUGCAGCGGUUUUCAUAAAUAAAGAAGCACUAAGUGAAGAAGACAGCAGCCCUGAUUCACCGAAUGAUGGAGAAGAUUAACGUUUCCUUCAGCUUACAACAUCGCCUUAAAUGAAUGGAGUAAAGUGUACAGAAAUUUGAAAUGGUGGCUUUGGCAAAAAAAAAAAAACAACAAAACAACAUUUUGUUGGUAUUAAUUUGCUGCUAUAUUAUUUAUUUUUUAAUGAAUAGGCAAUGAGGGCAUACUGCUCAUUAUGGUAGGAUAGGCAUCUGUUAAGAGGUGCUGGAGAAUUUGCCGUUAAUUUAUUACUAGUGCAAUACUACGACCUGGAUGAUAUCCUUAUUCAUGUUUGGAGGCAGUGUCUUUCAUUUGAAAAGAUAUGUGCAGCUUUAUUUUUUUAAUUGUCCUGUAUUGGAUAAUGUAAACAGAAUAUAGGAAAUGUUAUAAAGGAACCCGUAAUAGCAAUAACAGGUCAUCUAUGAGCAAUAGACGAGGUGAACUCAACAGGCUGUGGCCUGUGACUGCAUUUAGUCGGCUCCCAAGGGUGAUUUAAUGCAUCUUCUUUUGGAAGACCAAUUCUUCAAGUUUUUAUAGCAUAUGAAGGCAACUUUAAUUACAUGUACCCUAAAUUUCAUCAUGGCAGGGUUCACUAGGGGCCCAAAAUACCAGCAUGCUCUAGGCAGGUAAAGGGUGGGUGAGCAUGUUGCCACAUUUUUGCUUUAUCGGUCAGCUAGGUAUCACUGCUAAUGUAUAUGACCCCCAGGGUUAGCCCAUAAAUACGUGACAAGAACAUGCAGACUGUUCAGAUUCAGAAGCUGUGAGGCAAAAGUGAUAAAGGCUGCCUGCUAUCAUUCAAAAUUAGAGUGCAUUGUUACCAUUAACAAUGAUGUUAACAUCUACGUAAAUAAACUAAAACAGAAGUUGUCAUCAUUCCAAAAAUUUUAGCAUUCCAAAAACCGAUUAACCUGCCGGUUGUCAAGGUGGACUGGAGUCAAAUAACUGCCUAGGAAAAAUUGAAGAUGGAUAAUAAGAAGGAGAAGAAUCAAAUUCUAACAUGCUAGGAAAAGUCAAAAAGAAGUUCAUAAAGGCCUAAUCUGCAAAGCAGAAGCUGAAGUCUAAGGAAAACUAGUGAUAUUCCUAUCCUAUUAUGCUAUAUAUCUUUAUUCUUUAAGAAUGUAUCCCCAAAAUAGGACAUUCUUCCUGUGAUGGUACCAUUGUAAAUCAGGGUGGUGUAAUUGCAGCAUGAGUUCAGGAAUGAUGAGACUAGUGAGAUGGUACACACUGCAAGACACACAAUAGUGGUGACCACAAAAAAAAAAAAGAACCAUGCAAUGGAGUAGUAAUUUGCUGUUUUUAAAAUAAUUUUUCUAAUCUGCCUUUAUGGCUCAUUCGUAGCUUCGAACAUCAAAUAAUUAUUUACUUUAUAUUCGUGCUCUAGGAGAAAUUCAUUAUGAUUUAUGUUUUCCGCGUCACUAUUUUGCUUUUUUGUAGGGGCUGUCAUUUUUGUGAGCUGGUUACCAUAAUGCUGUAGACCAUUGCUAGAGAGCAUGGUCUUAGGACGUCAUAAGCACAACGCUUUUUAAAAUGACAAGUUAGACUGCGGAUACACUUCCUAAAAAUCUUUAGCAGUGUGCAACGUGUGGCACGUGCUUAUAGAUUAAGAAUUUACAAUUCCUUUUUCGAGUUUAUGGACUAGUAAAGCAUGCGGAACUACAGUCCUAAAAUAAAACACCAAGAACUUACACUUGACUAUGAAUUCUAAACAUGUAUGUACCACAUCCUGGGCACUAUCACUUGAUAGGCUUGUAGGGAUUGUGCUUUAAUUACGGGACACUUUUCUGCCCACUUUCCGGAACAAGUCAGGUCAUAAGUCUUCGAUUAAGACAGAGAUCAAGAUUCUAGCCUCAUUAGUUUGAGAGUAAUCAUAUGACAGACGGACAGACAUUAGAAUUUUAUAGGUAGAGUUUCAGAUUUGGUCAUUAAUGUUAUUGGUUCAUUCAGUUUUGAUCCUUCUGUAUUUACCUACCCUGUAUCUAGUUUCAUCCAUUUCCAAAUGGAAUACCUCAACUAGAAAAGUACUCACAUUUCAGGAUUUUGGAUACCGGAAGUAAAUGUCAGCUUUCUUUCUCAAUACCCUCCAAACACUCACAUAUAAUUAUGAAAAAACAUCUGUUUCAAAAGACUUUCGGCGAUUAAGAGGUGACAUGAUUGAAGUGGAGAAGGCAGAGUGGUAUAGUGGCCGUGCUGUUGCCUCAUAGUAAAGUUACCGAGGUUUGCCUCCCAGUUUUUCCCUGCAUGGAGUUUACUUGUCCUGCCAAUGUUUGCAUGGGUUUCCUCUGGAUGAUCCAUUUUUCUCCUAAAACCAUGAAGGUUAUGUGAAUUGGCAGCACUAAAUUGGCUCUAGUUUGCACCCAGUGAGUGUUGGACUUUCACUCAGUCCAGGGUUUGUUCCUGCCUUGUGCCCUGUGCUUGCUGGGAUUGGCUCCAGCACCCCCGUGUGAG
Messenger RNA from Polypterus senegalus (gray bichir), 4653 nucleotides. RefSeq names its product high-affinity choline transporter 1-like. The transcript has 9 exons. Gene Ontology annotation, biological process: transmembrane transport; neuromuscular synaptic transmission; synaptic transmission, cholinergic. Bases 462 to 2231 code for a protein of 589 amino acids. Gene Ontology annotation, molecular function: choline:sodium symporter activity. The record is from RefSeq and is a predicted model, not a curated record. Gene Ontology annotation, cellular component: plasma membrane; dendrite; synapse. NCBI's taxonomy places the organism in Eukaryota, Metazoa, Chordata, Cladistia, Polypteriformes, Polypteridae.